Microthlaspi erraticum is the source of this 291-nucleotide messenger RNA. The record is from the annotation of a GenBank genome assembly. NCBI's taxonomy places the organism in Eukaryota, Viridiplantae, Streptophyta, Magnoliopsida, Brassicales, Brassicaceae.
AUGCCUAACAAGGUCAAUGACAUGCAUUUCCAUCAAGAAGAAGAAGAUACUGGAGAGAUCAGGACAUCAUCCCCAAGAACACCGAAAGGGCAUUUCGUGGUUUACGUUGGUGCGAAGAAGAACUUGGAGAGAUUCGUUGUCCCUACAAGGUUUCUGAAGAGCCCUUCUUUCCAGAUGCUUCUAGAAAAGGCGGCGGAGGAGUUCGGUUACGCGGAGGCGUACAGGAACAAGAUCGUCUUGCCAUGUGAUGUCUCUACUUUCCGAAGCCUCGUCAUGUUUCAUGACAAGUGA